This is a messenger RNA of Amblyraja radiata (thorny skate), 14548 nucleotides long. RefSeq names its product dynein heavy chain 6, axonemal. The record is from RefSeq and is a predicted model, not a curated record. Gene Ontology annotation, molecular function: ATP binding; dynein intermediate chain binding; minus-end-directed microtubule motor activity. Gene Ontology annotation, biological process: microtubule-based movement. The transcript is spliced from 86 exons. Lineage: Eukaryota; Metazoa; Chordata; Chondrichthyes; Rajiformes; Rajidae. Gene Ontology annotation, cellular component: dynein complex.
GCUGCUCCGGACGGGGGCGAGGGCUUAGGUCGGGCUCCGACUCACCUCACCCGCAAAAGCAGUGGCCGCCCAGAAUCGAGCGGUGGCCUCGCCUGUCCUGUGUCCAGGGGGUGGUAAAGAGAUACAGAUUGAGAUUGUGCAGUGAGCAUGCAGCCUCCAGAAGAUCUAUUGCAUCGCAUAUACCCUAAACCUGGGAGCCCAGAAGCUUUUCGUAAACCUACUACUGGUUUUCACCCAGUAACUCCUAAACAGCAGCUUUGUGAGAGUACUCUCCGAACACCUAUCUACAAAAGGGACAUUCCAAGUAGAAAACAGCAAUGGAUGAAGUGGAAGGAUAGAGGUUACCAGUCAAAAAGAUUAUUGGAGGAAAGUCAGGAAGGGCCUUCCUCUGAGCCCACAGAGGAAGAACUGGCCCCUGUUUCUGAAACUGAAUCAAAACUGAAGUCUGAGUUUCUUCCUCAACCUGAGGUGCAGGAGCAGCAUCCUGAAGUCAAAGAGCCAGAGGAUGAUCUAGAGGAUGGGGCCAUACACCACAUUGUGAGACUGCGAAAUUCACUUGGCUGGGAGACAGUAUUCCCGGAAGAUGCAUCAUGUCUCAAAAUCCGUACUACUCGAUACCUUACAAUGAACCAGCUACAGCUGGAUGUAAUGACAGCAAUGGAGGGCAACGGCGAAUUUGUGUAUUGUCUCUCAAGGACUCGGAAUGACCCAAGAGCUCGCUACAAUCCUUACAAUCUACAAGUGGUUCCGGCAAAAACAGCAAAACUGUAUAAACCAUAUUGGACAAUCAGUGCAUCCCAUGUUUCCAAGAUCAACUCACUGACUGAAAAAGAUGGCAUAGAAACUGAUUCUGUAUUGGAGUGGUUGAACGAACGAUAUUUCUUCUACAAGAUUCAUGAACUGCCAAUUUUUGUGAAUUUCAGAAAAUGGAAGGCUUUCAGUGUUUGGAAGGUCAAUAUCCAUAACCUAAAGACCAGCAGCAGUAGAAUGAUUAUGGUGAAGCAGCUGUUUUUUGCCGAUGAGAUCUUUCUGCGCUGCCUUUAUUAUGUCCGGGCUUUGUGUGAAGCUGCCAGCUCAAGCAAUGGAGGUUUAGGAACAGAAGGGAGUGCCAUUGCUUUUUUGAAACUGGACAGAAGUAAUUCAUACACUUAUGAUGAUUUUGCCGAAAUCCAGAGUGAACAACGUAAAUAUGCUCUGAAUCAGCUUUGCGAUCUCAGAUACAAGAUAAUACAGUCUGUCAAGGAGGCCUGUUUGCAGAAAGCCUUGGUAGCAGGAUUUGGGAGGUUAUUCACAGCAGAACCCAACAAUUUGCAAGAGAGACCAACAUUUUCUGAGAUUGUGGAGUCAAGACCCCUCCGUGAAUUCUUCAUCAGGUUCCUGAAGCUGGUGGACUAUCUCUUCCAGGAGCUUCUCUGUCGAUUGGUGAAAACCGCAGUCCAGCUACUACUUGAAGCUCUGUCUGCUUCAUAUGCAGUGACUUCAAUAGAAGCAAGUAGGAAUGAGAAAUUGCUGAGCACACUCACACAUCAAAUGAGGGUAAACUUGGACAAACGCCUACGUAAUGUGCGGGCUCGGGCAGAGACUCCUGCUCAAAGCUACAAAGCACAGCAAGGGGCAGACACAACUGACAGGGAACCUGUCGAGCUUUCUAACCAAGGUUUAUCGGAUAUAGAUCAGGUACUCCACAAUGCUAAAGAACAUACAAAGAUGAUGAAUUUGGCACCAACGUUCAUUGUAAAUUUGAUACUCGACAUUCCAUCUAAAUAUAUAAUUCAUCCCCGAGACAGCACAAAGGCCAAAUGCCGUGCCAAAAAUAACAUGUGUAUAACAAAAUCCAGAUUAUCCUAUGACCCGCUAGAGAUUUCCAAUGUGUCUAGGAAAAUGGAUUGCUCUCUCCUGGACACCACAGAAAGUGAAAUUGACAUUCAGGAAGACAUCGAUGGGUCAGACUAUAAAAUGCCUGCUCAUUACAUCUUGGUACCUACUUCAGAAGAUCUGCUGGCACAAAUACAUAACAUGGUCGGAUUACUGGAAGAGGUUGUUGCCAAGCUGGUUGCCUUUACCGAUGAGCCCCGCUUGUCAAUGUUUAACUCGCCGUCUGUGUAUGAACUGAUGCUCUCUGGUGAUCGGGAACUGGAAGCAAAGAGGACAAAGCAACUAUCACUCAACUCCAAUAUACUCUUUGGUCAAGAUCCAGUCUACCAACAACAACUUACGGAGCUGCAAAAUUUGAUAAGUGACACCAUGAUGGAAGUAACACAGUUCAGUAAAAUGUUUGUGCAAUACUGUGUCAUGGUGGAUCAGGCCAUGGAGCUGGACCUUGAGGCUUCAUUAAAUCAGCAGGUGUGGAGCCCAUUAGAAUUCAGGAGCAUGUUAGAGGUGUACACCGAACACAUUAUGGACGUAAGAAACAUGACUGUGGAACGACGGGUCCGUUUGGUGAAGGUGGUAAGCGAACAGUACCAGGCAGAAUGUCUGCCCUAUUUGGAAGCAGUGGUCAAUGCAAUGCACAAGCACCUGAAGACGACUGCUUACAAGAAAACUGCUGGGCUGCUAAAUAUAAUUGAAGAAGCUCAGCAGAAGCUCAGCAAGGAACCAGAAACCAUUGAUCUGUUUGGAGAACACCUGAUAUUCCUUUCUCAAAUGGAGGUGGAAAUGUCCAGAUUGGAGAGAGACUUUCAAACUGUGACUCAGAUGUAUGGUAUUGCCAAUGAGUAUGAUGUCCCCAUCCCUCCUGAAGAAUUUGCCCUCUAUCAAAUCCUGGUCCCCAGCUUCCACAGCCUGAAAUCCAACCUCCUCUACUUUGAAGCCUUAAAAGACAGCAACAUCAAAAAAUUCAGUGCGGACCUGGAGAAAGACAUCAGUAACCUUUACUAUGAGUUAACACGAAUUAAAUAUAAGGUGAGAAACCCCAUCCUUCUCCAGGCCGAGACAAGCCCAGAGAAAGCCAUGGACAUCACCAAUCAUCUGAUGCUGAUAGUCUCUUCGAUUUCUGGCAAGGCACGAACCUACAGCAACUAUCAUGAUCGCUUCUGCAGCAUGAGCACCCCAGAGAGCUCCAUCAGCAUCUCUUUAGGGGUGAUGCAGAAGAGGUUGGGAGUGAUGAACCGCCAGUCACUGAAAGCACUGUUGUCUGAGACCGAGUAUGAGUUGAUGUUGAGGAAGCUGCUGUGGGAAUCUGAGGUUGAAUGGCAGAAGCUGUACACCAGCUGGACUAACACCUUAUUUGAUGAAUUGAAUAUAGAUGCGAUUCGAAAGGACGUCAACAGAUUCACACAGACAAUACACCUGCUGGAAAAAGGAUUGCCAACAAAUAAUAUAGUUCCUCUUCUGAAGCAGGCAGUAUUUGACUUCAAGGAGAUGCUACCAGUUAUUGUGGCCUUGAGGAACCCUUGGCUGGAUUCCAAGCACUGGGAAAGCAUUGAAUACGCAAUUGGGCGCUCAAUCAAGGAUAAAAACCUCAUGCUGGGGAACUUCAUGAAGCUCAGGGUGUUCCAGCAUAAGGAGAUGAUUGUUAAUAUCUCCAGUUUAGCCACCAAUGAAGGCACUCUGAGAAACAUGCUGGAAAAAGUCAUUAACCAAUGGAAUCAAACCAGCUUCAAACUGGUGAGCCACCAGUUCGAGACCUUCAACGUUCUGAUCAUCGGGUCAACUGAAGAGAUCAUUGCUCAGCUGGAAGAGAGUCAAAACAUCAUCUCCACCAUUAAGAGCUCCCGCUAUGUGGGACCUAUUGAGAAUGAGGUGAUUGAGUGGGACCGUAAACUCACCCAGUUGGCACUAACUUUAGAAGAGUGGAUGACCUGUCAGCGAAACUGGCUCUACCUCAAGCCCAUCUUUCAAGCACCUGACAUCCAAAGGCAACUUGUAGCAGAGACCAAACUCUUUGGCCAAAUUGAAGUGACGUGGAAUGAAUUGGUGGUGCGAAUUCAGAAGAACUCGAAUAUCUUGAAGGUUACAACCUCACAAGGGAUCGUUGAGCUCUUGCAGGCCACCAAUGCUAACCUGGAUCAGAUACUGAAGCACCUGGAGGAUUACUUGGAAGCCAAGCGGAUUGCUUUCCCACGUUUCUACUUCCUCAGCAACAAUGACCUGCUGGAUAUCCUGUCUCGGAGCAGAAAUCUUGAUGCCAUAAAGCCUUACUUAGCCAAAUGCUUUGAAAACAUCAGGAGUUUGGAAAUCAGUCAGUCUACCAGACCUGCUGUUGUGUUAAUGAUCAAGUCUGCAGAAAAUGAAAGUCUGCCCAUGCCAAGGAAUGUUCGGAUACGGGGUCCUAUCGAAAGCUGGCUGGGAAACGUGGAAACUGCGAUGUUCGAGGCUGUGAGGAAGCAGCUCCAAAUCGGAAUAACCAACUGGGAGACAACACAUUUCAAAAAGUGGGUUCUGACUCAUCCAGGGCAGGUGGUCCUCACUGUGAGCCAGAUAUUGUUCAACCAGGAUUGUAUGCACUGCUUCAGUGGAACCCAGCCACAAAGCCAGUUGCAGGAUGUCCACCUGGAGAUGAUGAACAGACUUGAUAUGUUGGCUGAGCUGGUGUGUGGGCCUCUGUAUGCCUCCCAGGGGAUGGUGCUGGAGAGUCUGGUGACCAUCAACGUGCACUGUCGCGACUUGCUGAGUGACUUGAUACGCAAGAAAGUCUUCAAAGCGGAGGAUUUUGAGUGGAGCAGGCAAUUGCGUUAUGAAUGGAACACGCAGAACAGCUCUUGCUACGUCAUGCAGGCCAAAAGUUCCUUCGUCUACGGCUAUGAGUAUCUUGGCUGUUCACCUCGAUUAGUGAUCACACCGCUGACUGUCCGUUGCUGGCUUACUCUGACUGGAGCCCUGCACUUGAACCUCGGAGGCUUGCCAGCAGGGCCAUCAGGGACAGGCAAAACAGCAACUGUCAAAGACCUUGCUAAAGCCCUGGGAAAGCACUGUGUUGUCUUCAACUGUUCCAAAGGCCUGGAUUAUAAGAUGAUGGGCAAAUUGUUCUCUGGAAUGGCUCAGUCUGGGACAUGGAUCUGCUUCGACGAGUUUAAUCGGAUUGACGUGGAAGUCUUGUCUGUAAUUGCCUCACAGAUCCAGACAAUUAAGGCAGCCAAGGACAGUGAAGUGCUGAAGUUUGUAUUUGGAGACAGAGAGAUUCGGCUGAAUAUGUCCUGUGGUUUCUUUGCCACUAUAAACCCUAGGUAUGAAGGUCGUGUUGAAUUGCCAGACAACCUAAAAUCCCUGUUCCGACCAGUUGCCAUGAUGGUACCUGACUCCAAGCUCAUUGCUGAAAUUACGCUCUACUCUGCGGGCUUUAAGUCAGCUAGAUCUCUCUCUGGAAAGGUCAUCAAUCUCUACGAGUUGGCCAGCAAGCAGCUUUCCCAUCAGGACCAUUAUGACUUUGGAAUGCGAUCCAUAAAGUCUGUGUUACUGAUGGCAGGGCAGAAAAAGAGAGCUUUGUGGAUGAAAGAUGCAAAGACGUCCCUGAACCAUGCCGAUGAAUCACAUAUUCUCAUCAAUGCGCUGAAAGAUGCAAAUCUGACCAAGUUCCUGGCUGAAGACGUGACCUUGUUUGAAAACAUUCUGGAUGACAUAUUCCCAGGACUGACUCCACCCAAAGACGAAACCCUUCUGCUGCAGAGAGCAAUAAAUAUUGCAACAAUCGAUCUGGGCUUCCAGAAAUGGCCAAGUCAAGAGGAGAAGAUAAUCCAACUGUACAGUCAGAUUCUGGUGCGUCAUGGUGUGAUGUUGGUGGGCCCCUCCUGCGGGGGUAAGACGGUAGCCAGAACAAUCCUACAGAAGGCCCUUGUCAUUCUCCCAGGCCUUGUUCACGAAUCUAUGAAUGAUAGGAGACGAUCUUCGGGUUUCCACGCUAAGAGAGGCAAAGUGGAAACCUUCACCUUGAAUCCCAAGUCCAUCAGCCUCAGGGAGCUCUUUGGGUAUCUGAACCCACACAACAUGACCUGGACUGAUGGGUUGCUGGCUCAAGCAAUGCGCAAGUUCGCCAAGGACCUCGAGCACGAGCUUGACCAUGAUUCUGAGGUGAAGAUAAUUUCCUCUAGCUUCAUUAACAUUGAGAGAAGCUGGAUUGAACUCCAAGAUCAGAAGAAUCUGGAGAGCGAAGAUAUGACGCUGAUAACCAAUUGGCGGUGGAUCAUUAUGGAUGGCCCGGUGGACACGGUUUGGAUUGAAAACCUCAACACGGUGCUGGAUGAUACAAAGAUUCUUUGCCUGUCUAACGGGGAGCGCAUCGGUGUGCCGCCUAGCAUGAGGCUCCUGUUUGAGGUGGACAGCCUUUCCCAAGCCAGCCCUGCCACAAUUAGCAGGUGCGCCAUGGUCUAUAUGGACCCACAUGAUCUUGGCUGGAGACCAUAUGUGAAGACCUGGCUGGCAAAUCUCCCCAGCAAGCUGCCUCGAAGUAGCAGGGAAUUCUUGCAGGUGCUCUUCAACAAAAGCAUGACGGAAGGUCUGCAGUUUGUGAGGAAAUGGCAGAAAAUGUGCCAAUUUGGCAUUCCGGAGCUGGGCAUCGUGAUGACUCUUUGCCGCAUUCUCCAAGCGUUUCUGGACUUUAUGAGCACGAACGGCGGAUUUGGAAUUGGUGAUGACCAACACCCACUGACAGGCCUUUGUAUAUCCUGCUUGUUACCUCCUCAAAAAACUCCAAACAGAUCUUCCUCAAUCUCUACAUCUACCUCCUUCAGAACCCUAGGGCCUACAAAGUGGUUUAUACAGCAACAACCGCAACAGCUGCCUGCACUGCUGGUAAAGCUCUACGCCUUCGCCUUUAUUUGGGCGGUCGGUGGCUGCUUGAAACAUGAGGAUGAAUACGACGAGGAUGACCUGAUCGGAGUCAGCGUCCAAAGCAAAGACGACAUGGUUCACAAGCUCACAGUGGAAUUCAACACUUUCGUCCAAAAGAUGUUCGAGGGGAAAACACCACUAUCGGUUCAAUUUCCAACUGAGAAGCCCACUGUCUUUGAAUACUUUGUGGAUAUGCAAACUGGGAAAUUUGAAGCCUGGGCCAAAUUAGUUCCAUCUACUCAGACGCUUAUUACAAAAGGAGUGCAGUUAGCAGGACUUGUUGAUCCAAUAAUUUCCGGACCUCCUAAAUCGAAGCCAAAUAUUCAAGAAGGUCUUGUGCGUACAGUAGACAGCGUACGGUAUUCCUUCCUGGUCAGUCUGCUGCUGGUCAAUAAAUACCCCGUAUUGCUGACAGGUGAACCUGGCAACGGGAAGUCUUCUCUUCUUCAGGAAAUGCUUUCCAAGCUGGAGAAAUCCAAAGGCUCGUCAAUCCAAUCGGAGUCCAUCCUGAACGACGUCUUCCUUUACAAUGAGAUGAAACAUGACAGCCUGGUGCCACGUUUCACCCAGAUGAUGGAGGGCUUCAACAGGGAAAUAGACAAGGGCACAACCUGCACUGACGGAGUUUGCAGCGGGCCACGUUUUGAUUUGAGCAAGAAGUACAGUGCUCAAGCCGACACCACGUUCAGCCGUGACAUCAAGGAGAUGAUGAUUGCCAGCAUACUGAUGAGCACUCAGACCACUUCAGCUCAAAUCCAGGCUCACAUCUUGAAUACCCUGAUGAAGAGAAUCAGAAACAAGCGAAGCAUAGAGAAGACCAGAAAGGUGAUUAUCUUUGUUGAUGACCUGAACAUGCCAGCCGUUGAGCAGUAUGGAGCCCAACCACCACUAGAGCUGAUCCGGCAGUUCCUGGACCUGGGUGGAUUCUUCGACGUUACAAAUCUCAAAUGGCUGCACGUGGAUGAUGUGACCCUGUUGGCAGCCUGCGCUCCCCCGGGCGGUGCACGAAGCCAGCUCAGCCAACGUCUGCUCAAACACUUCUGCAUCUUCACUCUGCCUCAGCCCUCAACCAAGUCCCUACAGCACAUCUUCCAGGUUAAACUUGGCCGUUUUCUGGAGGGCCACAACUUCUUGCCUGUUGUCCGGAAUUGCAGGUAUCAGCUAGUGACCGCCGCAAUUAGCAUUUAUUACAAAAUGUCUCGGCACAUGCUGCCCACGCCAAUCAAUCCCCAUUACACGUUCAAUCUGCGAGACCUAACGAAGGUGAUCAAUGGCCUACUCAGAGCUGACAAGACCGACAUAGUGUCUAAAAACAGGGUAGUCAUUCUGUUUGCCCAUGAGCUGACCAGAGUAUUCCACGACCGGCUCAGUAACAAGAAAGACAGGCAGAUGUUUUAUACUUUCCUCGCGGAUGACCUCCAUAACUACUUCAAGAGCAAGUGGAGCCCUGCCGAGCUGAUUGGCAGCUGCUUUCUCUUUGGCGAUUUCAUGGAGUUCCUAGUUCCAAGCAAAGCUAGAGUCUACCGUCGAAUUAUGGACAUGAAGAACUUGGAAAAUGUCUUGGAGCAAUACCACCUGAGGCACAACACAGGAAACAUGAAGGCCACCAUGCCCGUGUUUUUCGAAGAGGCAGUGGAGCACAUUGUCAGGGCUGCUCGAGUCUUCAGCCUGCCGGGUGGACACCUCAUGAUGGUUGGCUUGGACAGUACUGGCAAGGUAACCACUUCCACCCUGGCCUGUCACAUUGCAGACUGUGAGCUCUACACACUCACCAUCAGGCACAACUCCAGCCACAGUGACUUCCGGGAGGAUCUGAAGCAAGUCUUCAAGAAGACAGGUGUUUUUGGAAUUAGGACCGUCUUCCAGCUGACCGAUUCCGACUACCUCCAGGAGGCAUUCCUGGAGGAUCUGAACUGCAUGGUGAAUUCGGGCCAGGUGCCGGGCCUCUUUGACAACGAGGAGAUGAACAACAUCAUCAUGGAGCUGAAGAACCAUGAGAAGGAAGGCAACAUCCCUGACAACAAGGAGGCUCUGGUCAACUUUUUCCUGCAGCGUGUACAGGAGAAGUUGCACAUCGCACUGGCUUUGAGUGCGGCUGGCUCGAUGUUCCGCCUGCGCUGUCGGAUGAACCCCUCCCUCAUCAACUGCUGCACAAUCGACUGGUUUAACCAAUGGCCCAAGGAAGCUCAGCUGAAGGUGGCCAAUAUUUACUUCUCCCAAGUGGAGUUCGAGGAGGUAUGACUCCGACCUGUCUGCGAAAAAGUGGUCUAUAGUUGCGUUGACAUUCACAACAGCGUUUCGGUUGCUUUAGAAAAGCUGUGGCAGCAAAAGAGAAAGCGCUAUUACAUCACCCCCAGCAAGUACAUGGAACUGAUACGCACUUUCUCCAAACUGCUUGCAUCCAAGAAGAAAGACAUAUUCAACUCAAGAAACCGUUUUGCCAAUGGUCUGCAGAAACUUUCAGAGGCCAGUUCGAUGAUUGGGGUGAUGCAGGAGGAGUUGGUGCCGCUUGGAAAACAGAUCGAGCAGAAAACUGAGGAAAUUGACCAGUUGAUGAGCAAACUUCAUGAAGACACCGCUGCCGUGGAGGAAGUUCGAGAUAUAGUCAAACAAGAAGAGGAGACCAUGACUGAGGAGACACGAGUUGUGCAGGAUUAUGCUGAGCAAGCCAGCAGCGAGCUGAACACCGUUCUUCCCAUCCUGGCCCAGGCCACCAGUGCACUCCAAGCCCUUGACAAGAGCGACAUUUCAGAGAUCAGGGUUUACAUCAACCCACCCAUGCUAGUCCUGACUGUGAUGAAUGCUGUGUGCGUGCUGCUGCAGAAACCACCCCAGUGGGCAACAGCUAAAGUGAUGCUCGGCGAUCCCUCCUUCCUGAAACACCUAUUGAACCUGGACAAGGACACAUUACCUGAGAAGGUCUUCGCGAAGCUAAAGAUUUAUUCAAAACAGCCUGAUUUCAACCCUGCGAGGGUGGGCCUCGUGUCAACCGCCUGCCGCUCCCUGUGCCAGUGGGUGCUGGCAUUGGAGCACUAUCACGAAAUCCGCAAGUCAGUUGAGCCGAAGCAGCAAAACGUGAUGGUUGCCCAGGAGGCUCUUGUGAUCGCCAGGAGCAAUCUUCGAGAGAAGAACAUUGCCCUGAACCUGAUCGAGGAUCACCAGCGGUCUCUGCAACAGUCCUUCAAUGAAGCUGUGGAGCAGCAGGCAGCUUUGGCUACCCGCAAGCUGCAGACUACCAACAGACUGUCACGGGCAUCGCUCUUGAUCACUGCCCUCGCCAGUGAGAAGAUCCGCUGGAAGGAGUGCAUCGACGACUUGGACCGCAACCUGUUGGCACUAGUGGGCGACAUCCUGCUCUCAGCUGCAUGUAUCACAUACUACGGCCCCUUUCCUGCCGACUACAGGCAGAGCCUGUUGAAACAAUGGAAAAGCCUCUGCACUGACAUCCAGAUCCCAAUCUCAAUUAACUACGCAUUGAUUCCAGCAGUACUCGAAAAGAACGAGGUUCGCAAUUUGCAGAACGUGGGUCUGCCUCCGGAUAACCAUUCGACUGAGAACGCUAUCCUGGUGAAGAUGGGCGAAUACUGGCCCUUACUCAUUGACCCUCAAGGACAGGCUGUUAAAUGGAUUAAGAAGAUGGAAGGCGAGGAACUGUUCAUUCUCCUGGCUACCAACCCCAACUACAUGAACUCAGUGGUGACUGCCAUGCAAAUGGGACAUCCAGUCCUGCUGCAUGAUGUAACGGAGCAACUGGAUCCUGGUCUGAGGCCGAUUCUCCUGCGGGAUAUUUCUACUCGAGAUGGUCAUGACUUCAUCAAGAUUGGCAACACGGAAGUAGAGUACAACUCCAACUUCAGGCUGUACAUGACCACCCGGAUGUCCAAACCAAACUACCUGCCAGCCGUCUGCAUUCUGGUCACAAUGAUCAACUUCACAGCCACGUUCGAGGGGCUCCAGGAGCAGCUGCUGUCCAGGGUGGUGAAGGGGCAGCACCCCGAGGUGGAGCAUCAGCUCAGCCAGCUGUUGCAGAGCAUUGCCAGCGACCUGUGCACCCUGAGGGACCUGGAGAACAGGUCACUCUCCUUGCUACAGAAAACCGAGGGGCAUAUUUUGGAUGACCAGGACCUCAUUGAUACCCUUCAGCAGUCAAAAGAUAUGUCCAAAGAGAUAAAACUUCGCAUCAGUGCCUCGGAGGAGAACGAGAAGAAAAUUACGGCAGCUUGUAAGAAGUACCUGCCCAUGGCCACACGUGGAUCUAUUUUGUUCUUUGUGAUAGAUGAGUUGUCGCAGCUGAACUGCAUGUACCAGUUCUCUCUGCACUGGUUUAUGAAGUUAUUUACCCAGUCUGUGGGUGACAUUCACAAGCCACACACCAGGACACCGGUGACCAGCUUCAUAAAAUCGGCCUCUGCUUUACAACAGUCCUCUGCUGGGCUCAGAACCGUUUCCACCAAAACCAUCCUGCACACCGGUUUCAACUCCUUCUUACAGAACAUGAUGACAACACUUACUGAGAACGUUUACAGGCUGCUCUGGUAUGCAAUCUUCACGGAACACCAGCUCUGCCUCUCCUUCAUGCUGUGCACCAGCAUCAUGCGGAUGAACAAGACAUGGGAUGGUGGCAUUGGCUCAAUGGGCAUGCUUCCAGAAGUCGAGUGGCAAAUUUUCCUCCAUUCGGAAGUGCUGGCGAAUGUGGGAAACAAGAAGACAUCCCUAGGCAAUCAGAGUGAUGCAGACGACAAGUGGUUUAAGCAAGGUCCUAAUGCUCAGUGGAUGACUGAAGCCAUGUGGAAUCAGUGUCUGUACAUCAAUACUCAUCUGAGCCCCUUCACGCUCCUCUGUCCAUCCCUCAACACCAACCCUGAACAGUGGGACAGCUUCCGCCAAUCUGAGGAUCUCAACCACUUCAUGAGAACAUAUUUCCACCAACAGGGGCUGUUAUCAGAGCUAGACGUUAGUUUACAAGAAAGUGGCACUGAAUCACACAAUACGCUGGAGAAUCAGGACAGCGAAACUGAGGGCACAGUCUUUCCAUGGGAAAAUCUAAGUGCAUUCCAGAAGCUGAUAUUGAUCAAGAUCCUGAGGCCGGAGUGUUUGACCGCUGCUGUGAACGGGUUUGUUGAGGUUAAGCUGGGCCCUGACUUCCUCCCUAGCCCGGCUGUUUUCCUCAAUGAUGCGUUCAGUGAAACCGAUGCCUCCACCCCAUUGAUCUUUUUGCUGUCACCAGGCACUGAUCCCAUUGUCCAAGUGCUGCGGUUUGCCAAGGAACUGCGGGGAAGCGCAACCCAUCUGGACAUCGUGUCUCUGGGCCAGGGGCAGGGACGGGUGGCUGAGGAGCUGAUCCAAAGGGCUCAGGUGCAGAAGGGGCGCUGGAUCUUCUUGCAGAACUGCCACCUGGCUGCUUCCUUCAUGCCGAAGCUGCAGGCCAUCAUAGAAUCGUUCCAAGAGCCAGGUGUGAUUCUGGAUCAUAACUUCAGGCUCUUCCUGAGCUGCAAAUCAGACCCGGCAUUUCCCAUCUCCAUUCUCCACGCUGGAAUGAAGGUCACCAUUGAGCCACCAAAAGGCCUCAAAAACAAACUGUUGACAGCCUUCGGAACCAGUGGCUUGGGGGAAAUCACAGAAAGGAUCUACAGGAAAGAAGACUCGAAUCUGGGCUGGAGAAGACUGCUGUUCAGCCUCUGCCUCUUCAAUGCCGUGAUCCAGGAAAGGAACAAGUAUGACGCGCUGGGCUGGAACCUCCCGUACGAGUUCACCUCCUCUGAUUUGGAGGUGGCCAUUCUGAAUCUGGAGAUACUACUCCAGGGUGAAACAGAGAUCCCGUGGAUAGCCCUACGUUACCUGAUCGGGGAGGUGGUAUACGGAGGCCGUGUCACUGACUACUGGGAUCGCCGGUGCCUCAAUGGCAUGCUCAGCAGGUUCUAUAGACCAGCCAUCAUGGAGGAAAACUUCAGCUUCUCCACCGACCAGGUUUACACGAUCAUCACAGAGGACAUGAGCCUGCCCGAGUGCAUAGAGUACAUGGAAUCACUGCCCACCACUGACACUGCGGACAUGUUUGGCAUGCACUCCAACGCCGAGAAGGCUUAUCUAGAGAGCCAGGCUAAGGAGUUCAUGGCCACCGUCAAGAGCACAGAGCCCAGGCUUAGCAGUGAUGUGCACGCUUUCAGACCAGACUGUUUCCAGACUCUGCUUGUUAUUUUUAGAGAGCAUCGUACCCAGGAUGAAAUAGUGUUGGAGAAAGCAGAAGGAAUCCUUAGGAGGCUCCGUAAGACGGUGGAGGGUAUUGAUGGAUCAGAGAGCAAUGUCAUGGACCUAGCUCAGUUGCUGGGAUCUCCCAACUGGGCAGCAUACAUGGAGUCUGUCAAAGGGUUUGAUGGUUUGGCAAACUCGGCACUGCUGACAGUCUUGCGGCAUGAGAUCGGAUGCUUCAACCAGCUGCUGCAGGUGAUUAGAUCCUCACUGCGAUCCCUGUGUCAAGGGGUGAAGGGAAAGAUCAUUCUAACCGAAACUCUGGACGAGAUAUACAACUCCUUCCUCAACAUGAGGAUGCCGAAGCUUUGGCAGCUCCAUUCAUACGACUCAUGCAAGCCUCUUGGCUCAUGGAUUGAUAACUUUAUUGACCGUGUGAACUUCUUCAAGAACUGGUCAGCACAGUUUGUGGCAGGCGCUCAGCACAGAAUUGACAAGAAUGCAUCCCAGAGGAGGCCAACACGGCAGAUCUGCGAUGUGAACCCAUCUGCCUUCUGGCUCUCAGCAUUCUUCUUUCCACAGGGGUUCUUGACGGCUGUGUUACAGAACCACGCCCGCAAGCACGGCAUGUCUGUGGAUUCCAUCAACUUCCAUUUCCACAUCCUGCCUUUAAAUGAGAAUACUGAGGAUUAUCUGAGCACGAUGUGUCACUUCACUAUCGGGACCGACAACUUUCAGUUCUUCACUAUAACGGGAUUAACGGGAUUGAUGCAUACUGUUCUGCACAGUUGCCUUCAAGUGUUGUUCUGCAUGCAGGGCAGUGAUGCUCCAGUAGAGGGGGCUGUGUUAUUUGGACUUUACUUGGACGGUGCUUGUUGGGAUCCCAAUGCAAAGACUCUGAAGGACUCCGAAGUUGGCCAAAGGUUCAGCAGCGUUCCUCCAGUCCACUUCCUGCCGGUCAAGAUUGGCAACCAAGAGGAAUGGUUUGAGGAAGUGGAGCACUCCCAGUUGGAGGAGCAUCGUUACGAGUGUCCCCUCUACAGGACCUCUCGGCGAACGGGUUCCAUCACCACCACUGGCUUCUCCUCCAACUUUGUAAUCGCCAUUGACCUUCCCACUGUGCUGCCGGCAGAUCACUGGGUGUUGCGGGGGGUGGCCCUCCUCUGCCAGCUGGAUGACUGACCCUUCCCUCCAAAGGGAGAAAACCCAAGCGUGAUUCCAAGUUUAUCUAUCUCAAUCAGUGCCCAAUCCCAUGAUCCCGACCACAUUGGUCUGUUUAUUCAAUCUCUGUUUCCGCUAGCUUUCCAAUAUCCCGUUGAUUCCCAAUAUAUUCCUGCCCAGGAUUUCAUCAUCUCCUCUCGUGUUGUAGGAAUAUUGAUAUUGUUUCCAUAACUCAAACUGUGCCCCUCAACUGGGAAGUUGCCUGCAGGACAGCCCAAGGGUCGGAGAUGGUGUUGUCUGUGCCUUUCAGUGCUCUGGCACUGAUUCAUGUCUCAGGAGUCUUCUCAAGCAGUUUGCCUGAAUGUUGUUAUUUUCAUGGAAGUGGUCAAUUAAUUAUCCAAUGUUAUCUUAAUUAAACAAUAUGAUUGUUUUG